Molecule: messenger RNA, 984 nt
Organism: Acanthosepion pharaonis
Lineage: Eukaryota; Metazoa; Mollusca; Cephalopoda; Sepiida; Sepiidae
Source: the annotation of a GenBank genome assembly
AUGAUUUCUUUCUUUCUUUCUUUCUUUCUUUCUUGCUUUCAAAUAUGUUUUGCUUUCUUUCAUUUUUUUUAUUAUUUUUCUUUCUUUCAUUAUCAUCCGUACACUUUUCUGUCCAUCAUUUUUAUAUAUACAUCGCCGUUUCUUUCUUUCUUUCUUUCUUUCUUUCUUUCUUUCUUUCUUUCUUUCUUUCUUUCUUUCUUUCAUUUUUCAUCCUUUCUUUUUUAUUUCAUCAUUUUUUUUUCUAUUUAUUUUCAUUGGCAUCUUUCUUUCUCUUUGCUUUUCUUUCCACUUUUAAAUUGUUCUUGUUUUUUUCUUUUUUCUAUAACUCUCAUUCACUUUCCUUGUCUUUCACUUUCAUUUUUUUCAUCUUUUCUUUUUUCUUUCUUUUUUCAUGAUUUCUUUUCAUUGUAUCAUUUUCUUUCUUUCUUUCUUUCUUUCUUUCUUUCUUUCAUGAUUUCCAAUUUCUUCAUUGUAUCAUUUUCUUUCUUUCUUUCUUUCUUUCAUGAUUUCCAAUUUCUUCAUUGUAUCAUUUUCUUUCUUUCUUUCUUUCAUGAUUUCCAAUUUCUUCAUUGUAUCAUUUUCUUUCUUUCUUUCUUUCUUUCUUUCUUUCUUUCUUUUGUAAUUAAAAUCUUUUUUGUCUUUUACCGCAAUUUUUUUCUUUCUUUUGUAAUUAAAAUUUUAUCUUCUUUUUUGUCUCUUACCACACUUUCUUUCUUUCUUUCUUACUUUCUUUCUUUCUUUCUUUCUUUAUUUUACUUCAUAAAUUUUAUCUAUGUAUUUUCCUUGGUCUUCUAUCUAUCUAUCUAUCUAUCUAUCUAUCUAUCUAUCUAUCUAUCUAUCUUUGUCUGUCCAUUAUCUAUCUAUCUAUCUAUCUAUCUAUCUCAGUCUAUUCAUAUCGAUCUUUUUCCUUUUGAUCAUUAUCUAUCUAUCUAUCUAUCUAUCUAUCUAUCUAUCUAUCUAUCUAUCUAUCUAUCUCCCCAAUAA